This is a messenger RNA of Nomascus leucogenys (northern white-cheeked gibbon), 1599 nucleotides long. RefSeq names its product Ts translation elongation factor, mitochondrial (gene TSFM). Gene Ontology annotation, cellular component: mitochondrial matrix. Gene Ontology annotation, molecular function: protein binding; translation elongation factor activity. Gene Ontology annotation, biological process: mitochondrial translational elongation. The record is from RefSeq and is a predicted model, not a curated record. NCBI's taxonomy places the organism in Eukaryota, Metazoa, Chordata, Mammalia, Primates, Hylobatidae.
UCCAGAAAUCAAGUAGAGGAGAGGACGGUGUUCCUCCAGCCAGCAGGUGGCACCAUCCUCGUUUGGUGCGUUCCGCUGGAGAAUUGUGGCCCUUCCGCCGCGCCGUAGGUUCGUCGCCUCACCAGUGCGCCCGCCGGAGGGAGUUUACUGCGGCCAGGGAGAUGUCGCUGCUGCGGUCAUUACGCGUGUUCCUGGUCGCGCGGACCGGGAGCCACCCGGCUGGGUCUCUUCUGCGUCAGUCGCCCCAGCCAAGGCACACAUUUCAUGCUGGGCCCCGUCUGUCUGCCUCGGCCUCCAGCAAGGAGCUCCUCAUGAAGCUGCGGCGGAAAACAGGCUACUCCUUUGUAAAUUGCAAGAAAGCUCUGGAGACUUGUGGCGGGGACCUCAAACAGGCAGAGAUCUGGCUCCACAAGGAGGCCCAGAAGGAGGGCUGGAGCAAAGCUGCCAAGCUCCAAGGGAGGAAGACCAAAGAAGGCCUGAUUGGGCUGUUGCAGGAAGGAAACACAACUGUAUUAGUAGAGGUAAACUGUGAGACGGAUUUUGUUUCCAGAAAUUUAAAAUUUCAACAGUUGGUCCAGCAAGUAGCCCUUGGAACCAUGAUGCAUUGUCAGAGCCUAAAGGAUCAACUCUCUACAUACAGUAAAGGUUUCUUGAAUUCCUCUGAGCUUUCUGGACUUCCAGCUGGGCCUGACAGAGAAGGCUCACUCAAGGAUCAGUUGGCUUUAGCAAUUGGAAAACUGGGAGAAAACAUGAUUCUUAAACGAGCUGCAUGGGUGAAGGUGCCAUCUGGGUUCUACGUUGGCUCUUAUGUCCACGGAGCAAUGCAGAGUCCCUCACUUCACAACCUGGUGCUGGGGAAGUAUGGGGCCCUGGUCAUCUGUGAGACGUCUGAACAGAAAACAAACCUUGAAGACGUUGGCCGCCGCCUUGGGCAGCAUGUGGUGGGCAUGGCCCCCCUCUCUGUUGGCUCCCUGGACGAUGAGCCUGGGGGAGAGGCAGAGACUAAGAUGCUGUCCCAGCCGUACUUGCUGGAUCCCUCCAUUACCUUGGGGCAGUAUGUGCAGCCUCAGGGGGUGUCGGUAGUAGACUUUGUGCGGUUUGAAUGUGGAGAAGGUGAAGAGGCAGCAGAAACUGAGUAGGUUCCAGAGACUUUUGGCCCAGGAGGAAUAUUUAUUUAUAGCUCUGGAUAUCAUUACAAAAAGGAAUAUUUCCCAAGCCUCUUCAGACCGAGAAUGCAUGGGUAAAAUUAUUAAAUAGUUAUAUAAUAAAAAUAAUUUUUUCCUUGUUUGCAUAAUAACUGGAUUUAGCUUUUCUGUGCCUUUAAAAACAACAGGCGGGCCUUAUUGACGUGAUAGUGUCUUGGAGAACAGGCAUCAACAAUACUGCUGCUCCCUUCAACAUAGAUUUAUUAUGGUAUUUCUGAAAUUUCUAACUUACAUGUUCUGUCUUACACCUUUUAUGACAUAGAACUCUUUUGUUCUGUUUUUGCUUUGCGACACUGUGGACCAUGCUUCUGCCUCGGAACCUCCCUAGUUAUAUUACUUCUGCCACAUGGAUUUCUUUGGGAUUAUUGAUUCAAACCUAGAGUUGUCUGGAAAA